Messenger RNA from Leopardus geoffroyi (Geoffroy's cat), 5977 nucleotides. It is a transcript of the gene PPIP5K2, whose product is annotated as diphosphoinositol pentakisphosphate kinase 2. Gene Ontology annotation, molecular function: 5-diphosphoinositol pentakisphosphate 1-kinase activity; inositol hexakisphosphate kinase activity; diphosphoinositol pentakisphosphate kinase activity. Bases 560 to 4363 code for a protein of 1267 amino acids. NCBI's taxonomy places the organism in Eukaryota, Metazoa, Chordata, Mammalia, Carnivora, Felidae. Gene Ontology annotation, cellular component: cytosol. Gene Ontology annotation, biological process: inositol phosphate biosynthetic process; inositol metabolic process. The record is from RefSeq and is a predicted model, not a curated record. The transcript is spliced from 33 exons.
GGUGAGACCCGAUGCGGGCGGGGUGAGGCGCGACCGAGAUAAGGGAGGUGGUGUAGUGCUUUGCAGAACCUCUGCGUGGCCCUUCAUCUGCUACUGUAGAGAGGAGACCGACGUCCUACCUAACAGCUGUAGUCUUUUGACGAACACUUCACUCCUGUCUCCGGCAUUAAAGGGGAAACCGAAGCCCGAGUGGGCUCGGCUAGCUCCUGCAGCUCGCGUGGCUACUGCAGCGGUGGCAGGUGCUUUACAUAUGUUCUCAUUGUACUUCUCUCAACAAUUCCGUGAUUUAUGUUAGAUUAUUCGUCUCAUUUUCCAGAGGUAGAAAGAUUGUUGCAUCGACUCACUGAAGCACUAAGCCUCUCUCUUUUAAACUUCAUCAACAAAUGAAGCAAUGAUAUCUGAGAACAGAAGAACAUUUGCCAACUAACUGUCAUCACAAUUUCAAGUGAUUGUAAAAGCAAAAACAAGCUGCAACAGACCUUGUAUAGUAGAGAGAGAAUGGUUUAUUUAAAAGCAAUUGUAGUAUAGUGCUUUAUAAUCUAUAUCAAAUGAAAUAAAAAUGAGUGAAGCCCCCAGGUUCUUUGUUGGGCCUGAAGAUACAGAAAUAAAUUCAGGAAAUUAUCGACAUUUCUUCCACCAUGCAGAUGAAGACGAGGAGGAAGAGGAUGAGUCUGUAAGUUGUUUGCCACCGGAAAGACAGAUUGUGGUUGGAAUAUGUUCCAUGGCAAAGAAAUCCAAAUCCAAACCAAUGAAGGAAAUUCUUGAACGGAUCUCCUUAUUUAAAUAUAUCACAGUAGUAGUAUUUGAAGAAGAUGUUAUUUUGAAUGAACCAGUAGAAAACUGGCCUUUAUGUGAUUGUCUUAUUUCUUUCCAUUCUAAAGGAUUUCCACUGGACAAAGCAGUUGCCUAUGCAAAACUCAGGAAUCCAUUUGUAAUCAAUGACUUGAAUAUGCAGUAUCUCAUACAAGAUAGGAGAGAAGUAUACAGUAUUCUUCAGGCUGAAGGUAUUUUACUUCCACGUUACGCAAUUUUGAACCGUGACCCAAAUAAUCCCAAAGAGUGCAAUCUGAUUGAAGGUGAAGAUCAUGUAGAAGUCAAUGGUGAAGUUUUUCAAAAGCCAUUUGUAGAAAAGCCAGUCAGUGCAGAGGAUCAUAAUGUUUACAUUUACUACCCAACAUCUGCUGGUGGUGGAAGUCAAAGACUUUUUCGGAAGAUUGGCAGUAGGAGUAGUGUUUAUUCCCCAGAAAGCAAUGUACGAAAAACAGGCUCAUAUAUAUAUGAAGAGUUUAUGCCCACAGAUGGUACUGAUGUAAAGGUUUAUACAGUGGGUCCAGAUUAUGCUCAUGCUGAGGCUCGGAAAUCUCCAGCCCUCGAUGGCAAGGUGGAACGAGAUAGUGAGGGAAAAGAAGUUAGAUACCCUGUUAUUCUGAAUGCACGCGAGAAAUUAAUUGCUUGGAAAGUCUGCCUUGCUUUUAAGCAAACAGUUUGUGGUUUUGAUUUGUUACGGGCCAAUGGACAGUCCUAUGUCUGUGAUGUCAAUGGCUUCAGUUUUGUGAAAAAUUCCAUGAAGUAUUAUGAUGAUUGUGCAAAAAUACUUGGCAAUAUUGUAAUGCGAGAGCUUGCUCCACAAUUUCAUAUCCCCUGGUCAAUACCCUUAGAAGCUGAAGAUAUCCCAAUUGUACCAACUACAUCUGGAACUAUGAUGGAACUCAGAUGUGUCAUAGCUGUAAUACGUCAUGGGGAUCGAACACCAAAACAAAAAAUGAAAAUGGAAGUGAGGCAUCAAAAAUUUUUCGAUCUUUUUGAAAAGUGUGAUGGAUAUAAAUCUGGGAAAUUAAAACUCAAAAAGCCAAAACAAUUACAGGAAGUGCUGGACAUUGCCCGACAACUUCUUAUGGAGCUGGGGCAAAAUAAUGAUUCUGAAAUUGAAGAAAACAAGUCAAAACUUGAACAACUUAAGACCGUAUUAGAAAUGUAUGGCCAUUUUUCUGGAAUAAAUCGUAAAGUCCAACUAACUUAUCUCCCUCAUGGUUGUCCUAAAACAUCUAGUGAAGAGGAAGACAGCCGAAGAGAAGAACCAUCCUUACUUUUGGUUCUAAAAUGGGGAGGAGAACUAACUCCUGCAGGCAGGGUCCAGGCCGAAGAACUUGGAAGAGCUUUCAGGUGUAUGUAUCCUGGAGGUCAAGGAGAUUAUGCAGGAUUUCCUGGUUGUGGUUUACUUAGAUUACAUAGUACCUACCGACAUGACCUCAAAAUAUAUGCCUCUGAUGAAGGACGAGUCCAGAUGACUGCAGCUGCUUUUGCAAAGGGGCUCUUAGCCCUAGAAGGAGAGCUUACACCCAUUCUUGUUCAGAUGGUAAAAAGUGCGAAUAUGAAUGGUCUUUUGGAUAGUGAUAGUGACUCUUUGAGCAGUUGCCAGCAACGUGUGAAAGCAAGACUUCAUGAAAUACUUCAGAAAGAUAGAGAUUUUACGGCUGAAGAUUAUGAAAAGCUUACUCCAUCUGGGAGCAUUUCUCUUAUCAAAUCAAUGCAUUUAAUUAAAAAUCCUGUGAAGACCUGUGACAAAGUUUAUUCCUUGAUUCAAAGUUUGACUUCUCAGAUCAGACAUCGAAUGGAAGAUCCCAAAUCAUCAGAUAUUCAACUUUACCAUAGUGAAACAUUAGAGCUUAUGCUACGUAGAUGGUCCAAGUUGGAAAAAGACUUUAAAACAAAGAAUGGAAGAUACGACAUUAGUAAAAUCCCUGACAUAUAUGACUGUAUAAAAUAUGAUGUUCAGCAUAAUGGUUCCUUGAAAUUAGAAAAUACAAUGGAAUUAUACAGGCUUUCAAAGGCAUUAGCAGAUAUUGUUAUCCCUCAGGAAUAUGGUAUAACUAAAGCUGAAAAACUGGAGAUUGCCAAAGGCUACUGUACUCCUCUAGUUAGAAAAAUUCGCUCAGACCUUCAGAGGACACAAGAUGAUGACACUGUAAAUAAACUCCACCCUGUGUAUUCCAGAGGUGUUCUGUCUCCUGAACGUCAUGUCCGUACCAGGUUAUAUUUUACCAGUGAAAGUCAUGUACAUUCUUUACUAUCUAUUCUUCGCUAUGGUGCCUUAUGCAAUGAAUCGAAGGAUGAACAGUGGAAACGGGCUAUGGAUUACUUAAAUGUUGUCAAUGAACUCAAUUAUAUGACUCAGAUUGUUAUCAUGCUUUAUGAGGAUCCUAACAAGGAUCUUUCCUCAGAGGAACGCUUUCAUGUUGAAUUACAUUUUAGUCCUGGAGCUAAAGGAUGCGAAGAAGACAAAAAUUUACCAUCAGGCUAUGGAUAUAGACCAGCUUCAAGAGAGAAUGAAGGCAGGAGAUCUUUUAAAAUUGAUAAUGAUGAGGAACCACAUACUUCUAAAAAAGAUGAGGUUGAUCGUGCUGUGAUACUGUUCAAACCAAUGGUAUCAGAGCCAAUUCAUAUACACAGGAAGUCUCCACUUCCAAGAUCUAGGAAGAUGGCUACAAAUGAAGAAGAGAGCCCCCUGAGUGUGUCUAGCCCAGAGGGUACUGGUACCUGGCUGCAUUAUACCAGUGGUGUGGGUACUGGGCGUCGAAGACGCAGAUCAGGGGAACAAAUCACUUCUUCCCCUGUCUCCCCCAAAUCAUUGGCUUUCACAUCCAGUAUUUUUGGCUCAUGGCAACAGGUUGUAUCUGAAAAUGCUAAUUAUCUGCGAACACCAAGAACUCUUGUGGAACAGAAGCAGAACCCUACUGUAGGGUCUCACUGUGCGGGCCUGUUUAGCACCUCGGUGCUCGGGGGUUCUUCAAGCGCACCUAACCUACAGGAUUAUGCUCGUACUCAUCGUAAAAAGCUGACUUCUUCUGGCUGCAUAGAUGACGCCACACGCGGUUCUGCUGUUAAAAGGUUUUCUAUCUCAUUUGCUCGACACCCAACCAAUGAACACCUACACCUCUAUAGGUGCUGGUCCGUUUCCUCUGUGGAAUGUCUAGGCUCCAGUGGCUUUGAAUUGUAUUCCAUGGUGCCAUCUAUUUGUCCUCUAGAAACUCUUCACAAUGCCCUGUCUUUAAAGCAGGUGGAUGAAUUUCUUGCUUCCAUUGCUUCUCCAUCAAGUGAAGUUCCACGGAAGACCCCUGAAAUUUCCUCUUCAGCUUCACGUUCCAGUCCAGUAAUGAGAAGAAAAAUAUCUUUAAAUACGUAUACACCUGCAAAAAUCCUCCCAACACCACCAGCUACCUUAAAGAAUACGAAAGCAAGCAGCAAGCCAGCUACCAGCGGACCUUCUAAUGCCGUUGUUCCUAAUACCUCAUCUCGAAAAAAGACUAUAGCUAGCAAAACAGAAAUGCAUGAACACAAAAAAACCACUGGGAAAAAGAAAUGAAAUCUUAGCGGAAGCUGGAGCUCCAUAUAUUUAUAAAAAUCACGUUGUUCGAUAGAAAAAGACACGUAAUAAACCUUGACUGAAAAUUGUCAAAGCAAGUAAUUGAUGUUUCUCCUUAUACACCUCUGUAUUCAUUUUAAAAUAUGUUAAACCUAGAGAAUUCUUUGUAUAUAUUCAGGUAAGGACUUUUUCUCAUGAUCUUGAAAUGUUUAAAACAAUGUUUAUUAACAUUUUAGCAAAACUUACGGUGAUGAAGGUCUGUCAUUCUUAAUAUUAUGUUUGCUAUGUGCCCUCUGUAAAGAAAACGACAGGAGACCUCAGCUAGCCUGUCCCAGUGUCUCACCAGUAAUGCUGUUUACUCAAGAAUCUGUGAGGUGACCUCUAUACAUACUUUCAUUUUCACGGGAUUGUAUGUCAGCUAUAAAAACCUAUAGCUUGAGUUGGAAUUUGACAGCCAGGAUUACAUAUUACAGAUUUUUAAAGUAUAUUUCCAAAGAGAUUUCACUGACCAUUUGGAUUGAAACUUUUUUCCUCCAAUUGUUAGAAUUACAUAUAUGCUGCAAUAUUUAAUAACUGGAGUACUAGCAUAUGGGUUAUUUUUCCAAUAUGUGCUUUGAGGUUUUUUUUUUUUUUAUUGUGUAUUAUUUAAAAUAUUACAUAUACAGCUGGGGUGACUACACCUUUAUGUGCAUAAAUUUCUAUAUUAAUUUGUAGAAAAUACUUGCUUUAUAUAUUUCCUUAUCAUAAGGUGCUUUUGCUCAUCAGGAAAAUACUGCUUUAUGUAUCGGGAAGAAAGACAUCUUUAGAAUUUCUUUUUAAGAGACAUAGUUGAUAAGUUUAUAAAUGUUAACACUUAUUUUCAGAGUUCUUUUUAGAUCUAAGGAAACCAGUUCAAAAAUGGAUAUCAGCAGUGUGAGGAGAAUGUCUCAAUUCUGUAGUUAGGAGAUAUUAUGCAUAACACCUCUUUUUAGCAUUUCCAUUCUUAUCUCUAGUGUAUCAGUUGAUCUCACUAAGAAAGCUUAAAGAUUGAACAUUGGAUAUAAAUGCUCUUUUCAAACUAUUAGAUUUUGAAAGGAAAUUGAGAUCAUUGUUUUGUGAUUUCAUCUGUGAUGUGAAAAAAUAAUUUAUUGUAUUGGUGCUUUUUUAUCCCCUAGUGCACAAAUAAUUAUAAGCCACUUGAAUGACUUAAACUGUAAACCAAACAAUACAACCUGGUAAGAAUUCCAUGCAUUGCCAGUCAGGUAACAAGUUGCUAAAGCUUUACUCUGAAGCUUAUAUUUAGGAUAUUAUUGAAUUCUCAUACGAACACAACUAUUAAAACUCUUCAGGAGGCUCUCAUAACUUUAAAUCAUCACCUAUGAAUUGACAUUUAGAAAAUAAACAUAUUAAGUGUUAGUUUUAAAAGGUACCAGAUGCAAAAGUCACAAAUAUAUACAAUUAUAUAAGUUCAUAUACUUCACGUGAAUGUACUUGUAUUAUAUGGAGACAUGUCUUGUAAACAGUUGAAUGUACCUAAACUUUCUGUAUGUGAAAAUGUUAAUGUGCUCAGUGUGGGAGUAAGAAGCUACUUUUAUUUUUUAAGUGGAACUUAAUUAAAAUAUUUUAUUUCCAGAA